Mycena indigotica is the source of this 1155-nucleotide messenger RNA. RefSeq lists its product as uncharacterized. NCBI's taxonomy places the organism in Eukaryota, Fungi, Basidiomycota, Agaricomycetes, Agaricales, Mycenaceae. Bases 88 to 1155 code for a protein of 355 amino acids. The record is from RefSeq and is a predicted model, not a curated record. The transcript is spliced from 4 exons.
UAUUCUCUUCCUUUGAUUAUUGUUCGUCUGUGUGUCCAUGGCCCACACUCCUUCUCUCACAGACUAUCUCACUCACCCUGCUUUCAAAUGGCUACGAAUAACCACUUGGGCCGGCCUGAGUACGUUCCGAAGCCAGGUGCAUUUGCGGUCGUCACCGUGGAUCCUGUAGCUUGUGUGGACUAUCUCGAAGACCCGGAGGCGACUGCCGCAUGCUCUCUCCUCACAAGUAAAGACUACGUGGUAUACAUGUAUGGUUCGGGGCCACUGCUUGAUCCCCAAGCUGCUUUUCGAGAAGAGCGGCCCUACUUUGUCAUCCAAGGGGUCCCACGAGAUAUUCCAAAGCAAUUCAUUGAGGCAGGCAUGUCUAUUCCUAUCCCACCCCAGUCCCUCGCCAUCGCCGACCACCCCUCCGGUCGUCAACCACUCAAGAUAUCUGGUGCCCCGUUCCCUUGGCCAGACUGCUACUUGACCGCGUUUACGCGAGUGUUCGUGCGCUGUGCGAAUGUUUUGACUGUGGACCCUGUGGUAUGUGAACUCGACGACAGCGAGCGAUUUCGGGUCCUUCGUCGAUUUGGUGACGACGAGGAGCGGCAGGACGACCUUCGGUAUGAUGCAGAGGAAGCGAAGGCACCGACUCAGAAUCUUGGGAUGGACACCAACUUGGAAACUGCCACCGAUGAUAUUGCGGCUGACGACAAUGAUGAGGACGUAGUUGAUGAAGUCGAAGGGAUGGACGAGCAAGAGGCUGUUGCCGUUUUCCGUGGCCUCUUUGCCAACCAGGCUUCAGAGCACCUGCCCGCAGUGAAAUUCACACAUGAUCUGUCUCAAGUAAAGGAGUUCAACGAUCCCAAAGGGUACUUUGAAGAGCUUGCUGUCAUCGCUGAAAUAAUCAGAGCCUCGCUGGCGCGGAAGGAAGCAGCCAAAGCGCUCAUAUCCCAGGAGGAUGCAGCGCAUUAUAACGAGAAAACGGCCGAGUUACUGCAGGCGCAUCAAGCCUCUCAUGGCCCCGAUGCUCCUGUCCACGUCAGUGCAAGUGAGGAUGAUGCCUCGUCCGCUUCGGUGGGCAACUUGAAGCCACCACUGACCCCUCGGGUUUCGCGAGCUCGUGUCUGCAUUGCGCGGAUCAAGAAGCACCUUCGCCGUAUUAUAUGUUAA